CUCUUAUUGUCCUGGUUAUUAGAACAGCAGCAAAUAUACUGUACAGCAGAGAGGAUCUGUGUGAGCAGUCAUGGACGGGAGUCUGUUUGUGCUGCUGCUGCUGUCAGGAAGUUAUGGAUACAUCAUGGUACAGAGUGCAAAAACUUGGAGUGCUGCUCAGAGCUACUGCAGACAGUAUUACACAGACCUGCCCACCAUCCACAACUCUGAGGAAAACAAGCAGAUAAUUAACAUUAUGUUACAUGGAUGGUACAUAUGGAUUGGUCUUUUCCUGGACUCUUGGGAAUGGUCUGAUAAAUCAAACCUCUUCUUCAGAUACUGGGCAGCAGGUCAACCAUCUCAGAGUUCAGGAUCUGGUGACUGUGUUGGCAUGUCAACAGCCAGUUCUGGGAAAUGGAUUCAUGAAAGCUGUGAUCUACAGCAUGCUUUCAUUUGUCAUGGAGAUGCAAAAUUCAUUAGAAAUCAGAUUAUCAGAGUGAAAUUGUCCUGUAAUGGAAAAUGCACAUUGAAUGAUCCUUCACUACAGACAGACAUCCUGAAUGAGAUAAGUGAAAAGCUGAAGAGCAUGGGGCUGGAAGGUGAAAGUAAAAUAAGCUGGAGAAAGAGUGAAGGUGGAGAGGUGUUUCAUCAGGAGAGGAGCCGUACAGCCAGUUCAAAUAAAAAAUGUGCUAGACGAUGAGUUCAUUAAAAAGCAGAUUGUCAGAGUGAGAUUGUCCUGGAAUGGAAAACGCAUAAUGGCUGGACAGUGACAGCCAAAUAAGCUGGAGAAAGAGGGAAGGUGAAGACGUGUUUGAUCUGGAGAGCAAUGCUACAUCAAAAAGUGGUGAAGGCAAAAGGGUGGUGUUGCGAAUGCAGGUGAAGCCUGAUGGACAAGUGGACAUCUAGGACCCUGUAAUUAGGGCGAACAUGUUAGCUUAGGUAAAAAAUGUCUGUGUGCUGUGAAAUGCUUCAUGUUUUAAUGUCAUCAACACAUAAUAUAUAAAAUAUUUAACAAUAUAUUUGUCAUAAAGCAUUUUGUUAUUCCAUGUUAGUCCUUUUUUUCCUUCAGAUCAAUGAUGAAUUUAACAAACUUGGGCUUGGCAAUGCUAUCAAAAUACGGUGGCUCACAAGGCGGGAAAGACAGAGGAAAAACUGUGAAAAUAACACUUGCACUUUGGAUACUCUGUAGGUUUUUUUUCUUAUUAUUAUUUGUAGGCCUAUAAUAUAUUGUAACAGUUUCUUAUAAUGCUGAGUUAUAACAUAUAAUGUAGGCAUUUUAGGUUUAUUCAUAUAUUGGAUAGAAAUGGGGUUUUUAGAACACGCCUCUAUAUAGGGUACAUUAAAUUAUAAGUAGUCAAACUUUUAUCUGUAUUUGUCAGGAUUAUGGACUGUCUAUGUGUGUUUUUCUCCCCAUGUGCUCCCAUGACCCAGUUUCU
This is a messenger RNA of Onychostoma macrolepis, 1415 nucleotides long. RefSeq names its product C-type lectin 1-like. The transcript has 7 exons. The record is from RefSeq and is a predicted model, not a curated record. Bases 71 to 679 code for a protein of 202 amino acids. NCBI's taxonomy places the organism in Eukaryota, Metazoa, Chordata, Actinopteri, Cypriniformes, Cyprinidae.